Messenger RNA from Biomphalaria glabrata, 1940 nucleotides. Its product is annotated as carbohydrate sulfotransferase 15-like. The coding region runs from base 135 to 1481 and encodes 448 amino acids. Gene Ontology annotation, molecular function: N-acetylgalactosamine 4-sulfate 6-O-sulfotransferase activity. Gene Ontology annotation, biological process: hexose biosynthetic process. The transcript is spliced from 10 exons. Lineage: Eukaryota; Metazoa; Mollusca; Gastropoda; Planorbidae. The record is from RefSeq and is a predicted model, not a curated record.
UUCAAUCUCUAUAAGUUGUACAGCUUCUGAUAAGAUCGUUAGGUCAGAUUUCUGGGGAUACCACUUUGCCUGCAUGUCUUGUUUGAGUCAUUUGUUUAGUGUUGAAUCAUCCUUUGGUAAUACAUUUUAAAAUAAUGGGCAUUUUGCAGAUUUCAAUGCGAUUGGGCAUUAGACGAUUCAGAAUCUAUAAGAAGAUAGCUGUUACAAUAUUUAUGCUGUCCAUCUCUUGGUAUAUAGUGCUACACAUUCUGGAUAUACAGUCUCCACUUUCAAAAACUACAAAAAUCCGUAUAUUAAGACAAUCUUUGUUAUUUGGAAAGGAUGAAAAUUUCAGGUUUAGUAGAGACGAUCUCAAUCUCAACUUCAAGUCAAGUUCUACAACUAGGAUUGAGAAUAUGACAUAUGACAACGUGAAUGAUUUCCCUUGCACUCAAACGAAUGACGCGAUUUUAAAGCUUGGAGAUAAUGACACAGAUGAUAUCAUGUGUUCUUCGAGACCAAAGUAUAUUGAGACUUACCUAAAUCCAUGCUUCAGAGAGAGCUACUCCUCAAGGAACAAAGGCUUGGUUUUUAAGUGCUUGCCAUAUUUCCAUAUCUUGGGCUUUGACAAAUGUGGAACAACAGACUUCCAUAACAGGUUGACCCAGCAUCCGCAGAUCAUACAUAAUAGUGGACCAAUGGGCAAAGACAUUUAUUACUGGAGUUGGUCAAGAUAUGGACUUCAUCCCAGCAAUACGUCUGUCAAAACGCAACUGUGGCAGUACAAGAAUAUGUUCCAUGUGAUGUCUGUGCAGAUAACUACUAUGCUGUCACAGUCCAAGAUACAACUCAUAACAGGAGACGCAACUCCAGUGGAUGUUUGGGAUUUUCGUGGUUGGCCAGAAGAUCCUCAGAACAAAGGUCUCCAGGAGCCAAGAUUUCUGACUCCACACGCCAUGCGUCACAUUUAUAAAAACCCAAAAUUUUUUAUUUUGGUCAGAAACCCUGUUGAUAGGUUAUAUUCUGACUACACUUCUCGUGGUUUUGGCUUUACUCCAGAAAAAUUAGCUGUAGAUGUGCCUAUAGCCGUGUCUUUGAUAACUGAGUGUCUACGGACCCACUCAAUACUCCAUUGUUUUUUCAGUGAUGAAUUGUAUCAGAAACUACCAGUGAGGCUUCACGUCAGCUGUUACUCAGUCUUUCUAAGAGAGUGGUUCUCAGUCUUCAACAGAAAACAUUUCUUUAUUUUCCGUACUGAAGAUUACCAUAGCAACACAAAAGAAUUCUUGAGACAAGCUUUUGAUUUCUUAAAUGUUGAUCCACUGAAAGAUUCGGAACUAGAAGCCAUUGCUGAAGAAAGCACUAAACAGAAGACAAAGAACAAUAGUAGUGUUGGGCUAAUGUUUUCAGAGACCAGAUCCAUUUUAGAAGAAUUUUUUGCCAGCUUUAACCAGGACCUGGCCACAUUGUUAGGCAGCACCAAAUUUUUGUGGCGCGAUUGAUGCCAUCACUGCGAACACACCAUGAGGUUGCUUUAACCUUAAAUCGACGACAUCGAUAACACAGACCUAUUUAUAUUAGCAGACGCUACUAAGUUAUUAGCAAACACACACAUGUAUAUGUAUACAUGUUUGUUACUAGCAUGAGACUCCCAAGAUUAAAAAAAAUAACUGUGGAUUUGCUAUUCCUUUCAGAUAGUCUACAGCUUAAAUCACAGUCUACAGCUUACAUCACAGUCUACAGCUUAAAUCACAGUCUACAGCUUAAAUCACAGUCUACAGCUUACAUCACAGUCUACAGCUUACAUCACAGUCUACAGCUUACAUCACAGUCUACAGCUUACAUCACAGUCUACAGCUUACAUCGCAGUCUACAGCUUACAUCACAGUCUACAGCUUACAUCACAGUCUACAGCUUACACGUGAUUUAAAAAAUGUUGUGGGAGAUGAACAAAGUAGAAA